AUGGGUGCCUACUAUGAUGAGAUAGAGAUAGAAGACAUGGCAUGGGAUGAAGAAAAGCGGGUCUAUCACUAUCCUUGUCCCUGUGGAGACCGCUUCGAAAUCUCCCGGAAGCAGCUUGCAAACUACGAGGACAUUGCCAUAUGCCCAAGUUGCAGCCUCAUCAUCAGAGUGGUGUACGAUCCACUCGACUUUGAGGAUGAGCCCUCGGAUGACGAUGAGGAUGCGCUUGCGAGCGAGCAAUCGGACGACAGCGAAGAACAGAGCGACAACAACUCUGAAGACGCGAUGGAGCGUCUGACCAUCUCUGAUGAACAGCCGCGCCCUGUUCUUGUCGGGGCUUAG
Sparassis crispa is the source of this 342-nucleotide messenger RNA. Its product is annotated as zf-CSL-domain-containing protein. The record is from RefSeq and is a predicted model, not a curated record. The transcript has 2 exons. The coding region runs from base 1 to 342 and encodes 113 amino acids. Gene Ontology annotation, biological process: protein histidyl modification to diphthamide. NCBI's taxonomy places the organism in Eukaryota, Fungi, Basidiomycota, Agaricomycetes, Polyporales, Sparassidaceae. Gene Ontology annotation, molecular function: metal ion binding.